Messenger RNA from Alternaria burnsii, 1827 nucleotides. RefSeq lists its product as uncharacterized. The transcript is spliced from 7 exons. The record is from RefSeq and is a predicted model, not a curated record. Lineage: Eukaryota; Fungi; Ascomycota; Dothideomycetes; Pleosporales; Pleosporaceae. Bases 1 to 1827 code for a protein of 608 amino acids.
AUGGCGAAGAAGUGUGUUCACAAGGGCUGCGGCAAGACGUACGACGACGACAACGAGGAGUGUGUUUACCAUCCCGGCCCACCAAAAUUCCAUGAGGGGCAGAAAGGCUGGGAAUGCUGCAAGCCUCGCGUCCUGACCUUUGACGAGUUCCUUGCAAUCGAGCCCUGCACAAAGGGAAAGCACUCUGACGUCGACGACACCCCCAAGCCAGAACCCGUCCAGGCCCCAGACGUACCCAAUGGCACCCAAGUCAACCUCGGAUCGCUAGAGGAAUCGCUGCCUGCGCCUGUGCCGAGACUACCUACCGCACAAGCUACGCCCAAGCCAUCGGCUUCGCCCGCACCGCCGCCAGAGUCCGAAGACGACGACCCGAGUCUGGAGAUCAAGGAGGGCAUGACGUGCAGGCGGAAAGGAUGCGGCGCUGUGCACAAAGGAGGCAAUCGGGAAGAAGAGAGCUGUGUGCAUCACCCUGGCGCGCCCAUCUUCCACGAGGGCAGCAAGGGGUGGAGUUGCUGUAAGAGGAGGGUCAUGGAGUUUGACCAGUUUAUGAAGAUCGAGGGGUGCAAGACAAAAGACAGACAUCUCUUCGUCGGUAGCGGGAAGAAGAAAGAGGGCGAGGAGAAGCUGGAGACGGUUCGACACGACUACUACCAAACCGCAACCUCAGUUGUCGCCUCCCUCUACCUCAAGAAAAUCGACAAGGCAACCGCCGUCAUUGACUUCCAACCACAGCAUGUCAAACUCGAUUUGCCCACUACAGAUAGCAAGCGCUACCAGACCGAGUUUCCCCUCUUCUCGACUAUCAAACCUGAAGAGAGCAAGUUCAGAAUACUAGGCACCAAGCUCGAGAUGACCCUGGUCAAGGCGGAUGGAGCUAGUUGGCCCGUUCUUAGGAGCGACGAUAAACCUACUGGGGAGAUGAUACAGUUUACUAAACAUUAUUUCCAAGGUACUGAGGCGUGUAAGAGCGAGAAGCGCGGAAAGUGCACAAAUACCAAUUCUACUCCAUCCUCUCAUUGUCAAACAUCAACACCGAUAACAACAUCAACAACAACGAUAUCGCCAAAUAACUCCAUACCAGCAAUGCCACUCUCCAAGCUCAUCGCCAUCGUCGCCGGUGUUGGCCCUGGAACUGGCGCCUCCGUCGCCCGCAAGUUCUCAUCUCACUACCCCGUCGUCCUGCUCGCCCGUAAACCAGAGAACUACGAGGGCCUUGCCAAGGAAAUCAACAGCGCUGGCGGCAAAGCAAUCGGCAUCAGAACCGACGUCUCGUCCAAGGACAGUCUAGCCAAGGCGGUGGAAGGCAUCAAGCAAGAAUUCGGCCAAGACGUCGCCGCUGCUGCAGCAAUCUUCAACGCCAGCGGACCCUUUAUGCGAAAGCCGUUUUUGGAGAUUCCAGCCGAAACAUUCUCCUCUAGUCUCGAUGUUUCUGCCAUGGGCGGCAUCUUGUUCUCGCAAUCUUUCCUCCCGCUCCUGCUCAAAGGGGUGGGAAGCUCGGAACACCCGCCUAGUCUCAUCUUCACGGGCGCAACGGCGAGCGUGAAGAGCAAUGCGCAGAUGGCGAGCUUUUCAACGGGCAAGUGGGCGUUGAGAGCGCUGAGCCAGAGUUUGGCAAGGGAGUUUGGCCCUCAGGGCGUGCAUGUUGCGCAUGCGAUUAUCGAUGGGGUUAUUGACAUUCCGAGGACGAGGGAGUGGUUGAAGGAUAUGCCUGCCGAGGCUAAACUGAGUGCCGACGCGAUUGCGAAUGAUUACUGGUGGUUGCAUACACAGCCCAAGACAAACUUUACAUGGGAGAUCGAUCUCAGGCCUGCAAUUGAGAAGUGGUAG